AUGUUGCGUCCCGUAGCCUCCAACCUGAGCCCGCGCCAGAGCCUGCGACAAAUCCACAACCGCCCGACAUCAUCCACGUCCGCGUCCACGUCCACGUCCCUGUCCCUCUCUCUCUUACUUCAAAAGUGGCGUUCCUCCCCCACUAAGCAUACACGCCCUGAGCUUUUGUCUCUUACAACGUGCCAGGCCAUCAGCAGUCGUCUCCCGAACCGUCUUGCUGCAGCCCCGUGCCGUACCUUCUGCUCUGAAAAGUCGCCCACCUACACCACCAUCUCGUUCCGUUCUUAUACAACCUCCCGCUCCAUCAGUAGCAAACCCACCAUCUCAUCUCACAUAAAUCACGGCAAGCAGAUCGUUGCCAUGCCCAACACCGAUACCGCUGCCGCCGGGCUUCCGGCCGGCUCAGCUAUACCUCACCGCGAGCCUAGGCCCCAAUCCGUCGAACGGGUGACGGAUCACCUCGAGACCCCCUCCCUCGACGAUCGGACCUACCGAGUCGUGAGGUUGUCCAACAAGCUCGAGGCCUUGCUGGUACAUGACCCGGAGACCGACAAGGCCAGCGCCGCCCUAGACUGCAAUGUUGGAAACUUCAGCGACGAGGAGGAAAUGCCAGGAAUGGCCCACGCCGUCGAACAUUUACUGUUCAUGGGUACCAAGAAGUUUCCCAUAGAAAACGAAUACUCGCAGUACCUCUCCAACAACUCGGGCAGCUCCAACGCUUACACUGGCGCAACCUCGACUAACUACUUCUUCGACGUCUCUGCAAAGCCUGCCAACGAUCAGGAGCCAACAGCCGAGAACCCCUCGCCCUUUAAGGGAGCACUCGAUCGCUUUGCGCAAUUCUUCAUUGAGCCCCUGUUCCUCGAGUCGACCCUCGAUCGUGAGCUGCGCGCGGUGGACUCGGAAAACAAGAAGAACCUGCAGAAUGACCAAUGGCGACUCCACCAGCUGGAGAAGUCUCUUUCCAACCCGAAGCAUCCAUUUUGCCACUUCUCGACCGGCAAUCUCGAGGUUCUCAAGGAAGACCCAGAGUCCAAGGGUGUCAAUGUCCGCGCAAAGUUUAUGGAGUUUCACGACAAGCACUACUCGGCAAACCGUAUGAAGUUGGUGGUUCUGGGAAGAGAGCCUUUGGAUGUUCUCGAGACAUGGGUUGCCGAGUUCUUCUCCGGAGUCCCCAACAAGGACCUAGCGCCCAAUAGGUGGGAGGCUGAGGUGCCCUUCCGCGAGAGUGAGCUGGGUAUGCAAGUCUUUGCUAAGCCUGUCAUGGACUCUCGCGAGCUGAACCUCUUCUUCCCUUUCCUCGACGAGGAAAAGAUGUACGAGUCGCAACCCAGUCGCUACGUGAGCCACCUGAUCGGUCACGAGGGCCCUGGUAGCAUCAUGGCCUACGUCAAGGAAAAGGGCUGGGCCAAUGGCUUGAGUGCCGGUGCUUACCCCGUCUGUCCGGGUUCUCCUGGUAUUUUCGACUGUCAGAUUCGCCUGACAGAGGAGGGUCUCAAAAACUACAAGGAGAUUGUCAAGGUCUUCUUUCAAUAUGUUGCGCUUCUCCAGGAGGCCCCACCCCAGGAAUGGAUCUUUGACGAACAGAAGGGCAUGGCCGACGUCGACUUCAAAUUCAAGCAAAAGACUCCAGCAAGCCGAUUCACGAGCAAGAUCAGCUCUGUCAUGCAGAAGCCUCUUCCGCGGGAAUGGCUACUCAGCGGAUACAGUCGGUUGAGGAAGUUUGAUUCUGGUUUGAUCGAAAAGGCCUUGGCGUGCUUGAGACCAGACAACUUCCGUAUGACUAUUGUGUCACAAAAGUUUCCCGGUGACUGGAAUCAGAAGGAGAAGUGGUACGGUACCGAAUACCGCCACGAAAAGAUCCCCGAGGACUUCAUGGCCGAGAUCAAGAAGGCCGUCUCAAGCCCUGCGUCGGAGAGACUUUCCGAGCUUCAUCUUCCUCACAAGAACAACUUCAUCCCUACGAAGCUCGAGGUCGAGAAGAAGGAGGUCAAGGAGCCGGCUCUGUCGCCGCGUGUCGUCCGAAGUGAUGGCCUCGCUCGGACGUGGUUCAAGAAGGAUGACACCUUUUGGGUGCCCAAGGCCAACUUGGUCAUCAGCUGUCGCAACCCCAAUAUCUACUCUACCGCGGAGAAUGCUGUCAAGGCAAGGUUCUUCACCGAUCUGGUACGCGAUGCGUUGGAGGCGUACUCGUACGAUGCCGAGCUUGCAGGCCUGCAGUACAGCGUCUCGCUCGACGCCAGAGGCCUGUUCCUUGACCUAAGCGGGUACAAUGACAAGCUGGCGGUACUCCUGGAGCAGGUUUUGAUCACGAUCAGGGAUCUGAAGAUCAGAGACGAGAGAUUCGACAUUAUCAAGGAGCGCCUGAAUCGUGGAUACAACAACUGGGAGCUACAGCAGCCGUUCAGCCAGGUCUCUGACUACACAACGUGGUUGAACUCUGAGCGCGACUAUGUUGUGGAGGAAUACCUGGCUGAGCUGCCUAACAUUACGGCUGAGGACGUCCGGCAGUUCAAGAAGCAGAUGCUUUCGCAGGUCCACAUUGAGUCUUAUGUCCACGGCAAUUUGUACAAGGAGGACGCUCUCAAGCUCACCGACAUGAUUGAAACCAUCUUGAAGCCUCGCGUCCUUCCGCGACCCCAGUGGCCAGUGAUUCGGUCAUUGGUUAUCCCCCCUGGAUCGAACUACGUAUACAAGAAGACGCUCAAGGAUCCGGCCAAUGUCAACCACUGCAUCGAAGUUUGGCUCUAUGUCGGCGACAAGGGCGAUAGAAUGGUACGAGCCAAGACGAUGUUGCUAGACCAAAUGGCUCACGAGCCAGCCUUUGACCAGCUGCGAACGAAGGAGCAGCUCGGUUAUGUCGUCUUUAGUGGAGUUCGAAGCUUCUCUACCACGUACGGCUUCAGGUUUAUCAUUCAAAGUGAACGGACACCCGAGUACCUUGAAUCGAGAAUCGAGGCCUUCCUCAACCUGUUCUCCAACACGUUGGACAACAUGUCUGAGGCAGACUUUGAGGGUCACAAACGCAGUCUAAUUGUCCGGAGGCUCGAGAAGUUGAAGAAUCUGGACCAGGAGAGUAGCAGACACUGGGCCCAGAUUGCCAGUGAAUAUUACGACUUCGAGCUCCCUCAAGAAGACGCUGCCCACAUCAAGACGCUCACCAAGGCCGACAUGUUGGAGUUCUUCCAGACGUACAUCAAGCCCGGAUCGGCAACGCGGGCAAAGCUCUCGGUGCACUUGCGCGCACAGGCUACGGCACCGGCCAAGGAGGGUGCCGAGGCCAAGGUCAAUGGCGUCAGUAAAGAAGAAGAGUCACUGCCGUCAAGUGAUUCUCCACCAGUCGUUAUCGAAGACGUUCGCAGUUUCCGAGCCAGCCUUGUUGCGACUAGUGGUGCGCGACCUGCCAAGGAUUUGACCGAGUACGAAGACACUGAUGCCAAGCUGUGA
This is a messenger RNA of Colletotrichum abscissum, 3447 nucleotides long. Its product is annotated as peptidase M16 inactive domain-containing protein. The transcript is spliced from 4 exons. Gene Ontology annotation, biological process: peptide catabolic process. The record is from RefSeq and is a predicted model, not a curated record. Bases 1 to 3447 code for a protein of 1148 amino acids. Lineage: Eukaryota; Fungi; Ascomycota; Sordariomycetes; Glomerellales; Glomerellaceae. Gene Ontology annotation, cellular component: cytosol; mitochondrion. Gene Ontology annotation, molecular function: metal ion binding; metalloendopeptidase activity.